Molecule: messenger RNA, 615 nt
Organism: Leptosomus discolor (cuckoo roller)
Lineage: Eukaryota; Metazoa; Chordata; Aves; Leptosomiformes; Leptosomidae
Source: RefSeq, a predicted model, not a curated record
AUGGUAUCAAGAGAGCAUGCGGGCACCAGGAUGGGUCUGCUGCAGCGGAGGUGCACUGGGCACCUGCUCUUUGCGCUGACCAUCCUCAAGGCUGCCGGGACCUUGGCCUUGAUGUUCUACGCGCUGAUGUUUGAAGCUGGGAACUUGGUCGACCUUCCUGACAAACGCAUUGGCUUUUACAACUUCUGCCUGUGGAAUGAGACAGCCAGGGUGCUGCAGUGCCUGGAUUACAAGUAUCUGCAGGUGAUGGGCAUCAGCCUACUAGGAAUGGCACUAGCCAGGGUUUGUGUGUAUGCCUGCCUGGUCAUCAGCAUCUUCUACCCCAUUGUUGUUGCACACGCGAAGCGCACAGAGGAGAGAGGGGUCUGGAAGCUGAUCAUUAUCAUACUCAUCAUCCAGACGAUAAUCCUGUCUGGAGGCCUGGGUUUGUUUCUUUUCCAGACCUCGCAGUGGAUUCACCCCUCUGAUUUCACUGGGGGCUUCCUGGCACUGCUUGGGACUCAGGCUCUGCUACUGCUCCAGAUUCUCACUGCCAUCGCGUACCUGAGCUGGGCCAAGCACACACAGCCGCAUCCAAGCCUUUUUACUAAGGAGGCCCUGCCCAUUGAGAUUUGA